UUUAAAUCGUAAAAGAAAAAGAGUCAAAGUAGAAGAUAAUAAUUCUUCAACUAGUGAAGAAUUAAAUAUUAUUGUUAAUGAUGAGAAAGAAUUAGUUGAAAAUGAAGAGAUUAAUAACUAUGAAAGACAUAGUAAUUAG
Molecule: messenger RNA, 139 nt
Organism: Racocetra persica
Lineage: Eukaryota; Fungi; Glomeromycota; Glomeromycetes; Diversisporales; Gigasporaceae
Source: the annotation of a GenBank genome assembly